GCGCGGCUUGACGCGCGAGCAGCGUGGCGCACGGAGGGCGUGUCCGCUGGGCGCGAGCCGCCCGACGUCCUGUUAGUGGGAUGAGUUGUGAGGAGAAGAACCGCAACACGGGACAACAACGACAGAGCUUCUCUCGGGACUUCUUCCUGCUUCCUUCUUCCCUUGCUUCCUUCCCUCCACCCGCAUGACUGCGUGAAGACGAAAGCGACCCAGUUAUGGAGAGCUCCACGGAGGUGUCCCAGACUGGAACCUCGAACCCCAAGCCGGUCCUGGCCCCCAAACCCCGACUCACUCCCAAGCCCUUCUCUCUGCAGAAGAGUACCGGUAUUCGCUCCAUCGCAGCCCCGAAGAAGUCCGCCGUUACCUCGAAGACAACGACGCAGCAGACGGAAAGAUCCAAGGACACAAGUGUCCCCAAACCGACUGUGACCACCCCCGCUCAGAAACCCCCUCAACAAACCAGCCCCUCAGAUUCCAAACCCAGCCCUGGAAGUGUGCUCACCAAAUAUCUGCCAAAAGCAACCGGGGAAAGCAAAGCAAGUCCACAUGGAGAGGACACUCUGGAUUCUGGUGUCGGAAAAUCUGAUCCAGUCACGCAGACCGCUCCACCCGAGGAGACGCCCAAGUCCGAGCCAAUUCAGAGAGAUGAUGUCAUCCAAGCAAACCACAAAGCGUCUAACGAUACUGUAAACUCAGCUCAGAUAGACAGAAAAAAAAAAGAAGACGAGACUUGGCCUUCUGUCGUCCAAAGUCUCACAGGACCAGGAAGUGAUGUUUCUCCUGCAGACAACCCGGCGAGCCGAUGGGGCGGCAGCAGGAAGCGUCUGUCCAUGGAGCUGACCUCAAGGUUUGAGUCAGCUGGCCUGUCUCUGCCCCCCCAGCCAGCCGGGACCGUCUCUACAACCAGCGGCAUCGACGUUGCAGACGAACCGGAGUCUUCUGAUCCAGAGCCGAGCUGCACAGCAUCAGAGCCGCCAGUCACAGAGGGCGAUGCAAGUGCACAGAAGGAGGGGUACGGCGGAGGAGGCAGCAUAAAACGCAGGAUCAGCCUCCUGUUGGACUCGUCAUCGAGGCCGGAGCCCGUGACCAAGAGAGACGAGCCGGACAUGAUGAACGGCCCCGUAAAGGGCGUAAAGGAGAGAAUCAAAAAGUGGGCCGCGGAAACAAGCCUGCAGGGUCUGAACACUGAGAAGCAGCCUCGGGCUGCACCCCGGAACCGUUCCAAGAGCUUUGAGUCAGCAGCAGGGAAAACUCCCAAAACGCCGCCCGUUGAACCUCCUGAAGCAGGGUCCUUGUCCAGCCGGGCAGUGGACUCCUCAGUGGACUCCUCAGAGGAACGACCCCCGGAGACCCCGAUGGAGGCGUCUGAAGACGCUCCAGCUGAAGUCCAGUCAUCGGAAAGCUCAAAAUGUAUGCAGGACCAAUCCACAGAGGGGGGUGUCCAACGACGCAGCUCACCUGAAACCCUCGAUGCCUCUGAUGAGGGAGAAGCUUCCGCGAGGGGAGGAGCUCCAGGCGCUCCAACGAGGGACAACGCCAAGCGGCGCUCUGUUCGCUUCGGCGUGGUGGAGAGAGACGACGGCGGGCCGCCAAUCCUCCUGGGCUCAGCGACCGAUUCCAGCGAAGAAGAGGCUUCUGAGGAUGAAGCUGAGGAGGAGAUCCCUGUUUCGGUGCCGGUCUACAAAAGAGCAGGGGGUCUUCUUCAGAAGAAGAAGGACAAUGAUGAGGAGACGGAAGAAGAGGAACGACCGAAACAUUUAGAAUUUGAAAGAAGACGGAGAGCUGAGGAGCAUGAACAGCCACGACUCAAGCAGGAAGAGGAGCGGAAACGAAAAGAAGGAGAAGAAAGGGAGAAAGAAAGGGCAAGGCAGAGGGAGGAGGAGGAGAGGGAGAGACAGAAGACGGAGGAAUGGAAGAGAGGAAGGUUGAAAGAAGAGGAGAGGAAACAGGAAAGGCUUAUCGAAGAGGAGAUGGAGAGGAGAGAGGAGAGACAACAGGAGGAGGAAAGAGAGAGGGCAAAGCAGAAAGAGGAGAGACUUAAACAAGACCAGGAGGAGCGGGGAAAAGAGAGAUUGAAGGAGGGAAGAGAAAAACAGAAGCCGAGAGAGGAGGAAAUGAAUGAGGAGAAACAAAGAGAGGAGGAGUGGGAAAAAGAGUGGGUGAACAAGACAGAGAGACUGAGAGGGGGAGAAGAGAAGGGAAGAGACUUGAUGAGGCAAAGACAGACAGAGGAGGACAGACAGAAAGAGGAGAGACUGAGAAAGGAGAGAGAAAGUCUGAGGCUGAGCGAUGAGGAGGAGGAGGAGGAGGAGGAGGAGGAGAGAUUGAUUGACAACCACAAGGAUUACAGAAUGGAGGGAAAACUGAGACAGAAGGAAAUUAACAAAAAGAAGCAGAGAGAAGAAGAGUGGGAAAAAGAGUGGGUGAAAGAGACAGAGAGGGUAAUAGAAGAGGAAGAAGAGAAGGAAAGCGAGAAAGAGUUGGAGUUGGUGAGGCAGAGAAAGACAGAGGAGGACAGAGAGAGGGCGAGACAGAAAGAGGAGAGACUCAGACAAGAGGAGAGGGAGGAAGAGAGAUUAAGAGAGGAGGCGAAAGAAAGAGAAAGGGAAGACGAAAGGAGACUCAGACAAGAGGAGAGGGAGGAAGAGAGAUUAAGAGAGGAGGCGAAAGAAAGAGAAAGGGAAGAGGAAAGGAGAGAGGAGGAAAAAAAGGAAGAGGAAAGGAGGCUGAAAGAACGGCAAGAGAAAGAAGAAGAGAUGGAGAGAAUGAAGGGAAUAGAGAGAGAGAGACUGAGAGAGGAGGAAGGAAGGGAAGAGGAAAGGAAGAGGCAGACCGAGAAAGAAAGAGUGGAAGAGUUGGAGAGGAGAAUAAGACAGGAAAUGGAUGGAAAGCGAGAACAAGAACUGGAGGAGAAGAGAGAAAGGGAGGAAGAGGAGGCAGCGCUCCUCUACGAUGACUUCUCCGUCCCUCCGGCUCUGGUCAACGUGGACUUUGACGACUUCUCGGUCAAACCGAUGAGGUGGGGCUCGCAGCCGAAAGGAGGAAGAGCGCUCGCCCACAGCUGGUCGGAGGAAGAGGAGGAGGAGGAGGAGGAGGAGGAGGAGGAGGAGGAGGAGGAGGAGGAGGAAGCUCAGGCUUCACUGAACGUCAGAGCGCCACAGCAGGUGGCAAGACCAGACCGCCCAGAGCCCACGUCAGCCCGGGAAAGUCCCCAGGAAGAAGAGGAGGAGGAGGAGGAGGAGGAGGAGGAGGAGGAACAGUUCGUCUCCAUGGAGGUGGAGGAGGAGGAAGGGGAAAAGGAGACACAGAGGGAGGAAGCGGAGGAGAUACAUGAGGAUGAAGUGGAUAAAGAAGACGAGCAGGAGGCUCACAGUUACAGCACAAAUGUCGAGGACACUGACGCUUUGAUAGAUGAGCCAGACGAGCACAACGGGGCUCGAGAACAGACAUCUGAAAUGGACAGUCCACAGCUCAUCCCUGACCGGCUUCCUGGACUCUCUGAAGACGUUCCCAGUGAGCCGGAGAACGCUCCGUUCCCUGAGAGCUCCACUCAUCUCCUCGACACCAGCGCCCAGAGAUCCAAGGCGGAUCUGGGGAAGAGGAGAAAUCGAACGCGUCCGUCACGCUCGCUACGUGGCGGUUUGGCUUUGAUGGAAAGCUCGGACUGGAGGAUCUGUGACUCCACAGAUGGAAAGGAGGCAUCUUCUAAGCUAAGAGAUACAGACUCCGAGGAGGAGCAGCCAAAACCGAAGAUCGUCUGUUCUCCUCCCGCCGCCUCUCAGAGAGUCCCCAUGUUUCCUGGUUUGAGCCCUGCAGCCCUAAUCGCUCAAAUAAAAAGGAAAACCAGUGGAGUAGGAACCGGCCAAGGAGACAAGGCAGAAGAAGAUAAGAGAAGAGGAGAGAGGAUGAGUCAGAAAGAGGAAGCAGCACAACUGCCCCGCUCUCCUCGCUCCACCGCUCAUCUGGCUGGUGCGGCUCGAGUGUUGCCCCCCUUAGCCGGCAAGGAUGGAGGAGGGGUCGUCUCCUCUCCCGCCUGGCUGAAGGAACUGAAGUCCAAGAAGCGCCUCAGUCAGUACGACACCGAGACUUGAGCCGGACAGAUGAGGAGACUCAGUCCAUCUCAGCUGCUGACAGACGCCUCGCCACGACGGCUCCAUGUUCAUCUUGUGCCUUAAUUUGGACCUUUCCUCCAUAAGCAGGAGGAUGUAUACAUAGAGGCCAUCGAGAACUGUUCUGGCAUAUAAAGGAAAGACUUUGAUGUGGCUCAUGUCAAUCCAUGUUGUAUCUCCUGCUGUCCAGAGGCUCAGUUGAGGGGGAGGACACCAGCGUAAUGCAGACAAAGCCAUGGCAAUGUGUCCGUCAUAUAGCAGGAGAUCUACCUUCACACACAUGUACAUACAAUACUGACUAUAAAUAAUGGAUUGCACCGUGUGUAUUUUAGUUUAAAUUGUACAAAAUGCCUUUUACAUCAUCUUUCCAAUCGCAGAUUGUCUCAAGUAAACUUUAAAGCACUUUAAAAAAUACAUAACAAAUUACCGUCCAUAAGCAAUAGAAUAAUCACGCACCUAGCUGUGGUCACAUGGUCAAGGGAACAUGGUUAUGUGGUCACAUGGUCAUGUGUUAUGGACCGUGAAUGACGGUCUUCUCUUUCCAGGUCCACAAAACUUAAAGAUGCACUUCCUGUUUUUUAUGAAAACGCCCAGAAUCAGGAAGUGUGUUUUGUGAAAUCUUUUAACCCAGAAAUCUGCUCCAGAUGUCGUAUGUGCCUUUUUAUUGUUGCUGUAAUCAUUUAAGAUCAACAUGCUGUAUAAUAAGAGGAAAUUGAGGGAAUUUUAUUAAACCUUUUCUAUGAAAUGCAA
Molecule: messenger RNA, 4859 nt
Organism: Cyclopterus lumpus (lumpfish)
Lineage: Eukaryota; Metazoa; Chordata; Actinopteri; Perciformes; Cyclopteridae
Gene: tnks1bp1
Product: tankyrase 1 binding protein 1
Exons: 12
Coding region: 216-4091 (1291 amino acids)
Source: RefSeq, a predicted model, not a curated record